Messenger RNA from Bradysia coprophila, 933 nucleotides. RefSeq lists its product as uncharacterized. Gene Ontology annotation, molecular function: nucleic acid binding. Lineage: Eukaryota; Metazoa; Arthropoda; Insecta; Diptera; Sciaridae. The record is from RefSeq and is a predicted model, not a curated record.
AUGUACAGCAAAAGCAAUUCGACGAUCACCAAUUGGAUUGUAAAAUACGAAAACUCUGGUUCAGUGACUCGAUCGGUGGGAACACGCAUGCCGUCAAAGUUUGAUGCAGACAAGAAACAGUGGAUUCUACGACUGUAUCACGAAAAUCCAAUCCUGUACCUCGAUGAAGCAAGGCAGCAGUUCCAAAUCCGUUUCAACUUGUCAAUAUCAACGUCUCAUAUAUGCCAUAUUCUUCAUGAAAACAACAUGUCGUGGAAAACUCUGGAAAAAAGAGCGAUACAGAUCAAGGACUCGGAGAUUUUGAAAUUCAUGGCCGAGCUCUGUGCUAUUGAUUGGGAUUACAGUAAUCUGGUCUUUUUAGACGAAGUCUCAAUCGAUAACCAGGGAUUGUUGCGCACAAAGGGAUAUGGAAUUAUCGGUGAGCGGCUUCUCUACCGCGGAGAAUUCGUCAGAAAACCACGCAUGUCGAUGCUGGCAUUCGUUGGACAAAAUGGGAUUUUGGAGACUUAUACAACCGAGGGCACUUUCAAUCGGUUAAAGUUUUUUGCUUACUGUAAAGACUUUGCGCUGUCAGGAGGCUGCGCGAAAUACCCUGGACGAAACUCGGUAUGGAUAUUGGAUGGUGCCAAAAUCCAUUGCCAUCCGAGCAUUAUACGUUACAUUCGAUCACUUGGAAUCAUACCUAUAUUCCUACCCGCGUAUUGCCCAUUCUUCAAUCCCAUUGAAUACGUUUUUGGAAUAGUAAAGAAACAUCUGAAGCGAAGGUCUGCUGGCAAGAAAAUCGACAUGGAAAUUUUGGUCAACGACGAAUUCACACGAAUGCGAGACUUUUCAUGCACGAAAUUGUUCAAAAAAUGUGGAUACGUUAUGAGCGGAAAAUUUGAUCCUGCCGUUGCCUAUCAGCAGUCUGUAAAGGAUCUUGGUUUCAAAUAA